Fulvia fulva is the source of this 1665-nucleotide messenger RNA. Its product is annotated as Importin subunit alpha. Gene Ontology annotation, molecular function: protein binding; nuclear import signal receptor activity. Gene Ontology annotation, cellular component: nucleoplasm; nucleus; cytoplasm. The transcript has 2 exons. NCBI's taxonomy places the organism in Eukaryota, Fungi, Ascomycota, Dothideomycetes, Mycosphaerellales, Mycosphaerellaceae. Bases 1 to 1665 code for a protein of 554 amino acids. Gene Ontology annotation, biological process: NLS-bearing protein import into nucleus. The record is from RefSeq and is a predicted model, not a curated record.
AUGGCUGAGCGAUACAUCCCGGAGCACCGCCGCAACAACUACAAGGCCAAGAGCACAUUCAAGCCAGAUGAGCUCCGUCGGCGCCGCGAGGAACAGCAGGUCGAGAUCCGCAAGCAGAAGCGCGAGGAGAACCUCGCCAAGCGACGAGGCAUUGGUGCCCGCGGUGAUGCUGCGCCCGGUGCCUCACUCGGCGCCGCUCCAGACAGCGAUGAUGAGGGAGCGAACACCGAGUCACAGCUAAACGAGGACCUGCCUCUCAUGGUGCAAGGCGUCUUCUCCGAGAAGAUCGACGACCAGAUUGCUGCCACCACCAAGUUCCGAAAACUCCUCAGCAAGGAGCGAAACCCACCCAUCGAGCGCGUUAUCGAGACCGGAGUCGUCAGCCGCUUCGUCGAGUUCCUCCGCUCACCUCACACCCUCGUGCAGUUCGAAGCCGCGUGGGCCCUUACAAACAUUGCCAGCGGCUCCGCACAGCAGACACAAGUGGUUAUUGAGGCAGGAGCAGUUCCUAUCUUUGUCGAGCUUCUCAGCAGUCCAGAGCCAGACGUUCGUGAGCAGGCAGUAUGGGCACUCGGAAACAUUGCUGGAGACAGCCCAGCGUGCAGGGACUUUGUCCUCGCAUCUGGAGCGCUUCAGCCACUCGUACGGCUUCUUGGCGACAGCCGCAAGCUCAGCAUGCUCCGCAAUGCGACCUGGACACUCAGCAACUUCUGCCGUGGCAAGACGCCGCAGCCAGAUUGGGCCACGAUUGCACCGGCUCUCCCUGUGCUCGCUAAGCUGGUCUACUCUCUCGACGAUGAGGUCUUGAUUGAUGCUUGCUGGGCCAUCUCAUACUUGUCGGAUGGCUCAAACGAUAAGAUCCAGGCCGUCAUCGAGGCCAACAUCCCUCGCCGUCUGGUCGAGCUCCUCAUGCACGCAUCUACUUCGGUCCAAACACCAGCACUGCGGUCGGUCGGAAACAUCGUGACGGGUGACGAUGUUCAGACCCAACUCAUCAUCAACUGCGGUGCUCUUCCUGCUCUUCUAUCCCUCCUCAGCAGCACCAAGGAUGGCAUCCGCAAGGAAGCCUGCUGGACCAUUAGCAAUAUCACUGCCGGCAACAGCACCCAGAUCCAGUCCGUCGUCGAUGCAAACAUCAUCCCUCCAUUGAUCCACCUCCUUAGCAAUGGCGACUUCAAGACCCGCAAAGAGGCCUGCUGGGCGAUCUCGAAUGCGACUAGCGGUGGUCUGCAGAAGCCAGAACAGAUUCGCUAUUUGGUUGAUCAGGGCGCCAUCAGACCACUCUGUGACCUGCUCGCCUGCCCCGACAACAAGAUCAUCCAAGUCGCUCUCGAUGGCCUGGAGAACAUCCUCAAGGUUGGCGAUAUGGACAAGGAUGCGCAAGAGGGCGGUACGGAACAGCCAGUCAACCGCUACGCACUGUUCAUUGAGGACUGCGGUGGUAUGGAGAAGAUCCACGAUUGCCAGAACAACAGCAACGAGGAGAUCUACAUGAAGGCCUACAACAUCAUUGAGAAGUACUUCUCGGAUGAGGACGGUGAAGCUGAUGUCAAUGACCUUGCACCACAACAAGGUCAAGAUGGCCAGUUUGGCUUUGGCGCACAACAGCAGCAGCAAAACUUCAACUUCGCCAAUGGCCAAGGCGAGGGAGAUAUGGAGAUGUAA